Molecule: messenger RNA, 1201 nt
Organism: Arabidopsis arenosa
Lineage: Eukaryota; Viridiplantae; Streptophyta; Magnoliopsida; Brassicales; Brassicaceae
Source: the annotation of a GenBank genome assembly
AUAGGUUUCAAAACCUGACGUCGUCAUCUUCACCCGUCGUCACUCUUGUGUUUGACGAGCUUUUGGUUUCUUAGGGUUUUGAUCUCUGCAAUGGCGAAUCUAAUGCAUAGAUUCUUCAAGAACAAGUCUUGCUUCAAUUCAAUCCAAAGGCUUACUACUACUCCUUCUCUCUUCACAUACCAGAAGCCCUUCAUCAACAACAACAACAUCGAAUCUGUUAUUGAGAAACCCGAUCCAGUUUCUUUUGCUAAUCCUUUGAUUACACUCUCCGGGAAUGAAUUCAAUCAACCAAUGCGGUUUUACCCUAGUUUCUCCAUGGGUUUAUGCUUAAAUCCCAAAAUGAUUCAAGGUCUGGAUCUAGCUGAAACAACGUCGUUGGUGGAGGAAGAGGAUGCGAAGGAGAUUGUGAUUUACGCUGAUAGUGUGAAGAAGAAGAGGAAGAAGAAGAUGAACAAGCACAAGUAUAGGAAACUCAGGAAACAGCUUGGUCGCAAGUCGUAGAAUUUGCUGCUGCUUUAUCCAUUUUUUUACUAUUCCGGUGAGAAGUUUGCUCCUUUCAUGUCUUCUGAAUGACUGGGAUUCAAAGGAUGAACCUUUUUUCUUGAAUUAGAACCAAAAGUUUCUAAAUUCCAUUGCAUUGUUAUUACUCUGUGUUCAUCGUUUGUUUUGCCAACACAUUUCUAAUAAAGCUAUCACAUGGUGCAGUGUUAUGUCUUUAUGAUAACUUCAACUGUUUGAAUUCUUUAGGAUUUGCAAUUUGCUGUCUUGAGUUUUCUUGCUAGUUGGAUGUUCCAAGUUUGUGUUUUUCCUCUAUUGCACUGUGCCGGCAUGAUUUCUUGAUUUCAUUAUCAAUUCAUAAGCUUUGAUGUUAGUGUGAACUUUUAAUGUGUCAUUUGCUUGGAGACCCGCUAAGGAUAGUUAACCCGGUUUGAUUCUAGCGCUAGGUGUUAAGAUGAGAUUUCUUCUUUAAGCUCUAACCGGCGUACUCUGGAUCACAUGGAACCUUAGAUGAUAUCUUAGGCUAAAAGUCCCAUUGUCAUCCAGGUAGUGAUUUUCCAUUGUUUUUUUAGAAACUCAAUGUUUAUUGCGGAUGGUUGGUAUCUUUAGAUUGUUUGUUCGCUAAACUGGUGGAGAAACUGAUGGAUUUUCGACUUUUCUACCACCUUUGAUGUCUUGAGUUAGAUAAAGAGGAUACUGAUUU